Messenger RNA from Mycotypha africana, 1046 nucleotides. RefSeq lists its product as uncharacterized. NCBI's taxonomy places the organism in Eukaryota, Fungi, Mucoromycota, Mucoromycetes, Mucorales, Mycotyphaceae. The record is from RefSeq and is a predicted model, not a curated record. Gene Ontology annotation, biological process: peptidyl-glutamate ADP-deribosylation. The coding region runs from base 359 to 964 and encodes 201 amino acids. The transcript has 2 exons.
GACAAAGUCUAUUUUACGCUAUAUCAGUUCGACUUCACGCUGUAAUAAGCAUUAGUGAAUUAAUCACUCAAUGAAGCACUGAAUUAUACUUAACGGUCACUUCUUCCACAGUGAGUAUUUCUGCAAUUACUAAUCUAAGCACGUGUAAAAAAGUAUUACCAGCGUCGAAAAUCGUUAUUUUUAUCACAAAAAAAAAACAACCAAAAACAAAGGCAGUGAGAAUCUAACCUGCUUUCCUGGGACGCGUUAAACCAUCGCACGAAAGAUGAAGAUCAAGGAAACCUUUCGUCUCCUCAAUCGAACAAAAAACCGAUAUGCAUUGGAAAAAAUGCCAGCAAAAACCAAAUAGAGUCACUUUAUGGUCCUCCUUGAAAAAUAUAAUCCUCAGGAGCAGAACAUGAUUCACAUACUUAAUUUCAAGAUUGUAAUCUUCUUGAUUUUUUCUCUUUCUUUUUUUUUUUUUUUUUUCUAUAGUCUUCACUGUAACAUCAUCGAACAAACUAUAUUGAUGACCUUUGACUUCGAAGAGCGACAAGGAGCUGACCUUUUCCAAACCAUAUCUGCUACUGACAGUAUAAUCAUUUGUGUGAAUGAGGAAUUGAAGCUACCAGCCAAAGGUAUUACAGGAACAUUGCGUCAAAAGUUCGGGAAUCAACUGUUGCAGGUGCAAAUGCAGAAGAAACAAGUUGGGCAAGUCGCAUCAAUCAUCCAUGGGCAACGUCACAUAUUUUACAUGAUCACAAGACAAAAAUCUUAUAACAAGACCACUUACUCUAACAUGGAACGCUGCUUAAUUGAACUCCGUAGAUUGUGUGAGAAAGAAGGCGUCUAUAGCUUGGUUUUACCGCGCCAACUGGGUGGAGGUUUAGACGGCUUGCAGGAAAAGUAUAUAAAGGAUACUAUUUUUACGGUAUUUCAAGGAUGGCAGGGUAAGCUAGUGAUGUAUAUGGAUCAAAAUCAGUGACGAUGUUUGAACCUGGCCACCGAGUCAAGUUUUAAGCGGAAAUUCACACACCCACAUGCCCACACACACCUUCUGAACUUUU